This is a messenger RNA of Penicillium diatomitis, 1029 nucleotides long. RefSeq names its product phosphotransferase family protein. The coding region runs from base 1 to 1029 and encodes 342 amino acids. The record is from RefSeq and is a predicted model, not a curated record. Lineage: Eukaryota; Fungi; Ascomycota; Eurotiomycetes; Eurotiales; Aspergillaceae. The transcript has 5 exons.
AUGGGCAAAAUUUCCCUUGCCAAAGCAAUCCAUCCCGAAUUUGUGGCUAGCUGCAAGUAUCUCGGUACCAUGGGCGAUUCGCGGCCAGUCUAUAUCUACGAGAUGGAGCAUCUUCCUGGGACUGCUCACAUAAUGGCGCGCAUUCCUCCAGACGACAUGUCCCGACAGCGUAACACUAUUAAGGACUUUGCAAGGUUCCUUGCACAGUCAUGGAACAACGACCUACGGCCAUGCUCAGAUGCAACUGCAACAUUGCUUAUGGAGUUUCAAUCAAGUUUUGACCUUCUUGCUCGAGAUCUGCCAUCUCGCUUUGCACCGAGCCUAGAAAGGGUCCGCAAGGAGCUCCCGUCUCUCUUCUCAGAAGCCCUCCCCUUUGUUCUUAGCCACGGUGACCUUAACGGGAUGAAUCUCCUCGUCAAUCCCAAAACUGGAAAUAUCACAGGAAUUGUCGACUGGGCUGAAUCAAGAAUUCUGCCGUUCGGCUUCGCCCUAUACGGGCUUGAGAAUUUUUUGGGCCGGAUGGAUUCAAAAGGGUGGCACUACUACGAUCGCUACCGCGAUCUCGAGAGUCUCUUCUGGCAAACCUUUCGAGAAGAGGCUCAUAAAUUCUCUUCCACUGAUUUGUAUUUGAUCCGCGCUGCGAGGAUGGCUGGAUUUUUUUACCGUUAUGGAUUUAAUUUUGAUGCGAAAGGCGUAGUGCAAAGUGUGCGGAUGGACCAGCCGGAUGACAAUGUCUUCAUUUCGGAGGACAGCCAUAAGCUGGUUCUCCGUUUCGAUCUUUUCGUUGGUAAAGACUUGCUCUCCAAGAAAGAACCCAGUGAUGCGGAAAGGUGUCCCACGGCUUUUCACAUCUCUGUCAUCCAACAUGACGGUGCCGUUAUCCGCGAGGACAAACUCGCUCAUCAUCGCCGGCACCUCAUUAGUAAGGACUUGAAGCCCGAGGAGAUCAACCAGGUGAUGGGCUUGAAGGCCAGCAAUCUCCUGAAGGUGCGUCUUCUGCACUUGUGGCUGGUCUCCAUCGUCCGGUAG